GUUUUCUUUCUCCCUCUCUGCUAUUCCAUUGAUUCUCUUUCGUUCCUCCUGCCAACUUCUUUUAUUCAGUGCUUCACAUUCUGGGCUCUAAUGCAUUGUUUGUCUUUCUAAGAUUAUCGAAGUUGUAGCGAACGAGAGAGAGAUCUAGACAAGAUGGGUAAAGCUACAAGGUGGCUAAAAGGCUUGUUGGGGAUGAAGAAAGAUAAAGGAAGAGAUAAUGGUGGUGACAGUUCAAGUUCAAUUUCAAGCGAAAAGAGAGAGAAAACAAGAUGGAGUUUUGGCAAAUCAAGAAGGGAUAACAGUGUGAUCCCUCGUGAUAACCUUCAGGUGAAAGAUGCUGCCUGGCUCAGAUCCUACAUUGCUGAGACUGAAAGAGAUCAGAACAAACACGCAAUAGCUAUGGCAGUUGUGACGGCUGCAGCGGCCGACGCUGCAGCGGCUGCAGCACAGGCCGCGAUGGCGGUAGUGAGGCUGACCAGCAAUGGCAGAGGGACAACGUAUGGUAGCGAGACAGAGAAGUGGGCUGCAAUCAAAGUUCAAACCGUUUUCAGAGGCUUUUUGGCUCGAAAAGCUCUUCGAGCAUUGAAAGGAUUGGUGAAGAUGCAGGCACUUGUUAGAGGCUAUCUGGUCCGAAAGCAGGCUGCUGCAACUCUUCACAGUAUGCAAGCUCUUAUAAGAGCUCAAACUUCUGUUCGAUCCCAACGUGCUCGUCGUUCUAUAAACAAGGAGAAUAGAUUUCAACCUGAAAACCGACCACGAAAAUCAAUUGAAAAAUUUGAUGAUACAAAAAGUGAAUUCCACAGUGAGAGGCUGUUUGCAUCUUAUGAAUUUGAUGAAAGCCCAAAAAUAGUUGAAAUCAAACCCAGAUCAAGAUCUCGUAGAGCCGCUGCAGCAUUAUCAGAAUAUGACGACGGAGUACCUUACACAUCACCUCUUCCAUGUCCAAUUCCAUCUCGAAUCUCCAUACCAUAUUACAAAAAUCAUCAAGAUUUUGCAAACUCUGUCAGGUCGAAUGCCCCUGCAACGCCAGCCAAGAGUGUUUGUGGAGGCAGUUUCUUCAGGCCUCACUCAAACUUUCCUAAUUAUAUGUCCAGCACAAAAUCCUUCAAGGCCAAAUUGAGGUCUCACAGUGCUCCAAAGCAGCGGGCGGAGCCAGGGCCAAAGAAGAAGCUUUCGCUCAACGAAAUAAUGGCUGCUAGGAAUAGCAUAAGCAGUGUCAGAAUGCACAGAAUGCACAAAAAU
Molecule: messenger RNA, 1242 nt
Organism: Manihot esculenta (cassava)
Lineage: Eukaryota; Viridiplantae; Streptophyta; Magnoliopsida; Malpighiales; Euphorbiaceae
Product: protein IQ-domain 26
Exons: 4
Molecular function (GO): protein binding
Source: RefSeq, a predicted model, not a curated record